Penicillium angulare is the source of this 903-nucleotide messenger RNA. Its product is annotated as mitochondrial 54S ribosomal protein uL1m. The coding region runs from base 1 to 903 and encodes 300 amino acids. The transcript is spliced from 3 exons. The record is from RefSeq and is a predicted model, not a curated record. Lineage: Eukaryota; Fungi; Ascomycota; Eurotiomycetes; Eurotiales; Aspergillaceae.
AUGUCCUCCUUCGGUGCUGUGCGGCCCAUCGGGGCACGCGGCAUUUUAUCUUCAUGUCACCUACCGCUACGUGAAAAGUCCAUUGCGCCGGCUUUUCAAAGUCUACAACAGGUCCGAGGAAUGAAGAACCAGAAGAACAAGUCCAAGGGCAAGGCCGAAACCAAGUCAAGCAAACGAGGACCUCUAGAGUUCACACAGAGGAACCUGAAGGAUAUGGAACAAUUCGCCCUGUGUGAUGCUAUGCGCUAUCUCCGGGCCUUUGAGAUCGGUCGUGAGCGUACAGCCUCUAAAUACGAAGUCGCCAUCCGUAUGCGAACAAGGAGAGAUGGUCCCGUCAUCCGAAACAUGAUCCGAUUCCCCCACGCCGUCCAGACCGAAUCCCGCAUCUGUGUCAUCUGUCCGCCCGGAUCGAAGCAUGCAAAGGAUGCUCUUGCUGCUGGUGCAGUGCUUGUUGGAGAGACUGAAGUUUUCGAUGCUGUCAAGGCUGGCAAGAUUGAAUUUGACCGAUGUUUGGCUCACCCCGAGAGUGUGCCGGCAUUGAACAAGGCCGGACUGGGACGAAUCCUUGGUCCCCGUGGUUUGAUGCCUAGCGUGAAGGCCGGUACAGUUAUUGAAGAUGUUGCCUCCCGUGUGGAAAUGCUUCGCGGUGGUACGAUAUACCGUGAGCGUGAUGCUGUCAUUCGUCUCCCGAUCGGUCAAUUGGGAUUCUCGCCCGAGCAGUUGCGGGACAACCUGCGCACAACAAUUGAGAACAUCAAGAAGGAGUGUGCUGGACUCAACGAUCGUAUCAACAAAGAAAUCCAUGAAGUGGUCUUGAGCUCUACCAACGGCCCCGGCUUUAGCCUGAACGGAGAGUUCAAAACUGACGACUCCCCCGAAACCUCUGCCUUGACUGGCGUGUAA